This is a messenger RNA of Recurvomyces mirabilis, 6558 nucleotides long. It is a transcript of the gene UBR1, whose product is annotated as E3 ubiquitin-protein ligase ubr1. Bases 1 to 6558 code for a protein of 2185 amino acids. Lineage: Eukaryota; Fungi; Ascomycota; Dothideomycetes; Mycosphaerellales; Teratosphaeriaceae. The record is from RefSeq and is a predicted model, not a curated record. Gene Ontology annotation, biological process: ubiquitin-dependent protein catabolic process via the N-end rule pathway. The transcript has a single exon. Gene Ontology annotation, molecular function: zinc ion binding; ubiquitin protein ligase activity.
AUGCUCUCCCCAACCACCACCACUUCCUCCGACCAACUCUGCCACGACCUCGUCACCCACCCCUCCCACUUCGAAUACCGCUACACAGGCGAAUCCGACCGCCGCCUCCGAGAAACACUCUUCCGCAGCCUCGCCGCCAACAAAGACGCCUACCUCCCCCUCUUCUUUCCUUCGGGGCUACCCCACGACCGCUCCCAACCCUGGUCGCUCAAACAAGCUCAGGGAGCGGAAGAAGGGGCGGAAUACACCCCUGCUGCUCGAGGUACAGCCUGCGGUCAUAUCUUCAGAAGCGGGGAGAGUACAUAUCACUGCAAGACGUGUGCUGCGGAUGCGACGUGCGUGUUGUGUGUGCGCUGUUUCGAGGGCAGCGAGCACGACGGGCAUAAUGUCUUUGUCAGUGUGAGUCCGGGGAAUAGUGGAUGUUGUGAUUGCGGCGACAAGGAGGCGUGGAAGAGGGAGGUGAGGUGUGAGAUUCAUUCUCAUCUCAGUGCUGAGGCGGAGGGGGAGAGGAUGGGCAAGGAGAAGAAGAAAGCUGCUCAGGGGGUGGAGGGAGGGUCGAGGUUACCGCCUGAGUUGCUGGAGGCGAUGCAUGUGACUCUUGGACGAGUGGUGGACUAUCUAUGUGACGUGUUUGCUUGCUCGCCUGAACAGUUGCGACUUCCCAAGACGGAAGACUCGAUCCAACUCGAUGAGCGAUUAUCUCGACUAGGGCCCGCCUACGGCUCGGAGCCUCAAGAAGCAGAACCCGAAUACGCUCUCGUCCUCUGGAACGACGAAAAGCACACCGUAGACGAUGUGACUAGCCUUGUCGCACGGGCCUGCAGCAAGUCCCGUAAGUUCGGCCGAGCGAUUGCGAUGGAGGUCGACGAGGUGGGAAGGUCGACUGUACACUACUCGAAGGAUAUUAAGGAGCUUCUUCGCAUGGCUGGGAUACUGGAACAGAUCAAACUCACCACCACCAUUCGCAGUGCAAGGGAUACGUAUAGAGAGCAGAUGUGCUCGACCAUCGUUGACUGGAUUUCGGACAUCUCCGGUUGUGCGGUAGGCGAUGAUGCAUAUGUGCUCCGAAAUAUCGUCUGCGAAGAGAUGCUCCAACCAUGGCAGACUGGUAGUGCGGCGCCGAAUGUGGAUGUGGGAAAUGCGGGCUUGGACGAUCAUGAACUGGAGGAGAAUGAGAAGACGCGGGCCCAGUAUCGACAAUAUAUGCGUCCGCUUGUCAUGCAGGGCCAGGACGGAGGGGUGAGGAUCGUGGUCCCGACUGCUGAAGUGGAGAUUGAGGAGGAUGAUGAUGAGGAUGACGGUGGGGGCGAAGAAAUCGAGGAUGAAGAGGAUGAGAAUGACGGGUAUGAUGAGAUGGAUGGGGUGGAGGUGGAUGUCAGUGAUAUUCGAGAAGCGGCUAAUGCUGCCAUGGCUUUGGCGCAGGCCGAGGCGGCGGAUAUGGAUAUUGAUUUCAUGGACGAUAACGAGGAUGUCACGGAGCAUUUGGAGGCGACGAUUGCGGGAUAUCCUCCUCCACCUCCUCCGCCGCGGGAGGGUACAAGACAGCGGCGUGUCUUCACGCCAGCCGAUAGUGACGAUGGCGAGGUAGCUAUUACAGAAAACAGCACUAGACCUGAUCCCGGCGCGCCUUAUGCCAUCCUCCCCAAGACACCCAAAACGAAAGGUAUGCCCAACAAACGCGCCCUCACCCGCCCCUCACGCCACUGGCUCGAGAAGCCCUCGGGCUUCCGCUCCCGCCCAAGCGAACCGUGCGAAGACCUCUGGCAGCGCGUCCGCCUCGACUACCUCAUCCUCUACGACCUGCGCCUCUGGAAAAUCCUCCGCAUCCACCUCCGCCACCUCUACAUCACCACCGUCGUCACCCUCCCACACUUCAAACGGAUCUUGGGCUUGCGAUUCGCGGGUUUAUACACGACGCUCUCCCAACUCUACCUCAUCGCCGACCGCGAACCAGACCACAGUAUCAUUAACCUCUCCGUGCAAAUGUUGACGACCCCGUCGAUUACGGAGGAGGUGGUGGAACGAGGAAAUUUCUUCACAAACCUCAUGGCUAUCCUCUAUACCUUCCUCACAACCCGCCAAGUAGGCUUUCCCGAGGACGUGCAAACCCGCGCCACGCUCGCCUUCGAAGCCGGCGCCGUAACGAAUCGCCGGAUCUUCCAUUUCUUCAUGGAUCUGAGAUGGCUAUGCCAGAGCGAACUGAUCCAUAGAAAAUUAAGGACGGAGCAGCGGUAUCUUCUGCAGUUUUUGGAUCUGGCUAAGUUGCAUCAGGGCGUUUGUCCGAACGUGCGGUAUACGGGCGAGCACGUCGAGUACGAGAGCGAUGCGUGGAUCUCGGCCAGCAUGAUUGUGAAGGAGGUCAAUAGACUCUGCAAACAGGUCGCGGGGUCCUUUGGGCGGAAAGCCGGGGAUGAUGAGGAUGGGCAUUUGCAGCGUGCGCUCAGGACGGUGGCGCAGGUGACGAUGAUUAAUUCUUUUGGCUACGAACGUAGGCGUUUCAUCGCGGCGGAGUUGAAGGAUGAUUUGGCGUGGCAUCUUGUCGGACCGUUUGAGAAGAGUGGGAGGUUGUACUCGGUGCCCCGGUGUCGCAUCCAGGCCGAGUCGAUGAGUUUCCAUCAUCCGUUGCAUUAUCUUCUGUCCUGGCUAUUGGAGGAGGGGAAGGAGAUGAGUCGGGAGGAGGUCAGGGCUCUGCUUACUUUUGCGCCGGCGGAUCUCAAGGACCCGUGGAAUGUGACGCGUACCAGUCCAGCGCCGAGUACGCUCACGAGCGAUGAGUUACUCAGUGGGAUUCUCGACGCACCGUUGAGGACGUACGUCUGGCUCGCGCAGAUGAAGAGCGGGAUGUGGGUGCGCAAUGGUAUCACGCUCCGGCAUCAGGCACAUACAUAUCGCAGCGUCAAUCAUCGCGAUGUCGGGUAUCAGCGGGAUUUACUGCUGAUUCAAACCGGACUGGUGCUUUGUGGGGCUGAGACCGAGAAGCCGGGGGAGAGGUAUCUUGCGCAGAUGAUCGAUCGGUUUGAGAUGACGAGGUGGUUUCAGGGGGAUUAUGGGGUUCGGGCCGGAUUUGAGGAAGGGCAGCAGUUGGAUGUGUUGGAGGACUUCUUCCAUUUGCUCGUUGUUUGUCUGAGCGAACGGGGUAAUCUGGUACCCAACAGCAGCAGCAGCAGCAGCAGCACCAUCUCGGCAUCAUCGGGAAGCCAGCAGCAUGCGCGGCAACAGCACCUCCAACACGAUAUCGCGCACGCUCUCUGCUUCAAACCGCUUUCUUACUCCGACCUUAAGAACCGCGUCACGGAUAAGGUGGGCGAUAGCGAGGAUUUCUCCGCCAUCUUAUCCGAAAUGGCGCAUUAUCGCGCGCCGGAGGGAAUGUCGGAUACCGGGACCUUCGAACUCAAACCCGAGUUCAUUGAGCUCGUGGAUCCGUAUUAUGCGCAUUAUAGUCGGAAUCAUCGCGAGGAGGCCGAGGGGAUCUACAAGAAAUACAUCGCUUCGAAAUCUUCUCGGGUAUCUGGUGCGGUGGGCCUAAAGGCAGAGGACGUGGUGUUUGAGCCUCGACUGCAGGUCAUCGAUCGGGGUUUGUUUGUCGAUCUGGCGGCUUUCACGCGGACGGAGUUGUUCGCGCAGGUGGUGAGUGCGGCGCUGGGGUUUGUGGUGGGCCGGAAGGUUUUCGCGCCCAAGGUGCAGGCGCCGCGGGCGGAGACGUUUGCGCAUAUGGUGUUGCAUUUGGUGGUUUUGGCCGUGAAUGAGGAGAGGGAUGGGGUGGCGGGGUUUGUGGAGUUGGCGGGUACGCCGUUGAGUGUACUUGCUCCCUCUGGGAAGGAUGGGGCAGCAGCCGGGGAGACGGUGGUGGGGUUGCUUGUUACGCUCGUCGGGAUGGAGGAGUAUUCGGCUUGUCAUCCUACUAUCCGACAUAUUCUACGCAAGAUGCAGGCGAGGCAGCCGGAGAAGAUGAGUUGGGUGGGGGUGGCGGCGCUGGAUGAUCGGUCCGGGACGGCGAGUCCGGCGUCGAUGGUCUCGGCGGAGGAUAAGGGGAAGAAGAAGGCGGAGGCGUUGGCGAGGCAGGCGAGGGUCAUGGCGAAGAUGAAGGAGCAGCAGAAUAGCUUUAUGCUUAACCAGGGGCUUACUGCAUUUGGCGGGGAUGACGAUGAUGGGGAGGAGGAUUUCGAGGAUCUGGAUGAUAUGAGCGUUACGGCCGACGACACUGGGACGGUAUCUGCAGUGGAACAUCGCAAGACCUGGGCGUUUCCGUCAGGGACGUGUAUUCUAUGCCAAGAAGACACGACGGAUGGCGAGCGACUCUACGGCACCUUCGCUUUUUUGGGUGAGAGCAGUCUCGUCCGCACAACACCCACCAACGAUCCGGAUUUCGUCGCCGAAGUCCUCACCACGCCGGCAAGUCUAGACAGAUCAGCCUCCGACCUCCGUCCCUUCGGCGUCUCGGGAAACAACAAACAAAUUUUCCACAAAACGGCCGUCGACGGCACAGUCACCACUUCCGAACGCCAGGGCUUGUCGAAGGGUUUCCCGCGCCAGCCGAGGAAGAGUAAGGAUCCCGUCGCUACGAGUUGCGGCCAUAUGAUGCAUUUCAGCUGUUUCGAGGAGUAUCUGAAAGCGACCCUCCGUCGCCAUACGACGCAGAUCGCGCGGUCGCAUCCUGAACGGGUGGAGCUGAAGGAGUUCAUUUGUCCGUUGUGUAAAGCGCUAGGGAAUACUUUCUUGCCUAUUAUUUGGAAACCUAAGAUGUGUGCUAGGGAAUGGGAGUUGCAUACUGCGAAGUCUCUGGGUGACUGGCUGUUGGAGGCGGAUCUGCAGGGCGAUUUGUCGUUUUUGGAGACGAUGCAUGCGGAUAUUGGCAGUGUGAGGGAGAGACAACGGCAGAUUUCGGAACAGUAUUCGGCUAGGAGCUCAAGGUAUGUCGCUGCGAACUUCGCUCCGGGGUUGGUGGAGAGCUUGAGGGAGUUGUCGCUUGAGGGCUCCUCUUCCGCGGCUAGUACGCCGCGGUACUCGUUACGGAGGGGGUAUAGUCUCUCGUCGCUCUUCCGGAUGGGGAGGCGCGAUAGCAGUCCUUCGGAUACAUUUGGUUCGCAUGCCAGCUUGUUGCCGCAUGGGGGUGAGCCGCCGCGCAUGGCGGAGUUGAUGAAAGCGUACCUUCGCGUCGCGGAAACAAUUCGUGAGAAUAAUCUCUGUGAUCCGGCGAGGAUUUUGGACGGGAGUGUCAACCCUGUUUCGCCGCUUUCCCGCGCGCUGGGCCAGUCGGUGGCGAGUUUCGAGAUCGCGCAUCGGGGGUCCGCUGGUGAUGUGGUGGGGACUUCCUUGCUGCAGGAUCUUUCGGAGCAGAAUCUUACGCAUUUGCGUGUGCUGGCCGAGACGGUGGAGUCUUUCCUUGCGGUCAGCGUCCUGAGGACUUCUUCUGCUGGUGUGAACAUCAUUGCCCAGGAUACUGUUAAGAGGAGGGAGAUUCUCACCGCGCAGCUUUUUGGUACGGAGACGGAGAUUGCUAUGAUUAAGCUUAGGGAGACGGGGGAGAAUCUUCUGUUUCAGGAUGAUAUCUUCUUGUUCUUCGCGGACUGGUUGGCUUUCAUGGCGCCGUCGGUGGCUGAGGCGAAUAGUGUCUUGCAACUCUGCUACUGGGCGGAGAUUGUGAAGACAGUGUUCGUGUUCAAGGGGGUGGUAAAAGGUCUCGGCGACAAUUCGCACACCCAGGAGCCUGUCAGCGAGCCAUUCAAGCUCGCGGUCUCAGGCAUCGCAAUGGAAUGGGAUCGCUUCGCCAUGCCAUUGACGGAAGCUCAGCUACAGAAUAUGCGCGUGAUCGUGGACAAGUACGCGCUGGCAUUCCUCCGCAAAGCCAUUGUGCUCAUGCACGUCCGGUACGGCCUGGACUACGAGUGUCCCAAGGACAUCAAGCUCGAAGCGCCAGAACUGUCCCGUUUGACGGCUCUCCUCCACAUACCCACCAUCGACGAUCUCAGCACCCUGUACACCACCUCUACCCCACCAAGCGCCAAACUCCGCCUCCUAACCAAACGCUGGGUUAGUCAAGCCACGACGAUGUCCGAACACGAACCCACCUCCAUCACUCUCUCCCACCCGGCAAUCUACGAACUGAUCGGCCUCCCCAAAAACUACGAUACCCUCACCUCGGUCGCCUUGAAAAGCAGCUGCCCGACAACAGGAAAAGAACUCACCGACCCAGCCAUCUGUCUCCUCUGCGGCGCCAUCUUCUGCUCCCAAGCAGUCUGCUGCAUGAAGGACAAAGACAAAGGUGGCUGCUACCAGCACAUGGCCACGUGCGGAGGCAAGAUCGGCCUCUUCAUCAAUAUCAGAAAGUGUAUGGUUCUCUUCAUGCAUGGGCCCGCGAAUGGGAGCUGGAGCCAUGCGCCGUACUUGGAUCGGCAUGGGGAGCCUGAUCCGACGUUGCGGAAACAUCAUCAGUUGUUUUUGCAUCAGAGGCGGUAUGAUCGGUUGUUGAGAGAGGCGUGGCUGGGGCAUGGCGUGCCGAGUUUGAUUUCGCGGAAGUUGGAGGCGGAUAUCAACCCUGGAGGAUGGGAGACGCUGUAA